AUGACUCUCGAGCGCCGGGUAGACACCAUGGCUGACCGUCUCCUUUCCAUAACCAAUCCUUGGCUCGGCAGCGGACUUGAACUGAUUUCCAGACACCAGCCACUCGAGCCCCUCCUCAUUAUUAUGGUAGAUCUGGCUCUUGCUCACCGGCAUCAGCCUGACUUGGUGCUAUCCUCCAAAUGGAUCGACAUCUUCACCAUCACCGCGGUCGGACUCCUGACCAUCAAGCAGCUCUGGGACCUGUGCGAAUCUAUCUCGCUGUCAUCUCAGGCCUCGGCAACGGCGACACCUUCAUGA
Messenger RNA from Puccinia triticina, 297 nucleotides. RefSeq lists its product as uncharacterized. The coding region runs from base 1 to 297 and encodes 98 amino acids. The transcript is spliced from 2 exons. The record is from RefSeq and is a predicted model, not a curated record. Lineage: Eukaryota; Fungi; Basidiomycota; Pucciniomycetes; Pucciniales; Pucciniaceae.